Closterium sp. Naga37s-1 is the source of this 1116-nucleotide messenger RNA. The record is from the annotation of a GenBank genome assembly. NCBI's taxonomy places the organism in Eukaryota, Viridiplantae, Streptophyta, Zygnematophyceae, Desmidiales, Closteriaceae.
AUGCGUCGUGCUUGCUUAUCAUGCUCCCUCGUGACUCCCUGCCAGACCAUCCACCCACCACUGGUCACCUGCGCCCCCCUGGACACAGACGUGUACAACCGAAUGGUGCCGCCCGGCAGGAGGCCCACGUUCGUCCACAUGCUCGCCACCAUGCUCGUCAGCGCCGUCUCCCAUGUGCGCUCUACAUUGCCCCGUUCCAUGCUUCUCUCUUCCAUUCUUGUUCUCCCUUACCCCGUUCCUUGCUUCUCGUUCUCCUUUCCCAGUUCCAUGCCUCUCUAUCCCAUGUGCGUUCAUUCUUACCCCGUUCCAUGCUUCUCUCUCCCAUGUGUGUUCUUCCUUACCCCGUUCCAUGUGCUUACUGCCUCCCAUGUGCUUACUGCCUUCCAUGUGCUUACUGCCUUCCAUGUGCUUACUGCCUCCCAUGUGCUUACUGCCUCCCAUGUGCUUACUGCCUCCCAUGUGCUUACUGCCUCCCAUGUGCUUACUGCCUCCCAUGUGCUUACUGCCUCCCAUGUGCUUACUGCCUCCCAUGUGCUUACUGCCUCCCAUGUGCUUACUGCCUCUGAUGGGCGCCCUCCUUUCCGCGAUCCAUGCUUUCAUCUCCCAUGUGCAUCAUCCCUACCACCCAUGUUUCUGCCUCCCACAUGCGUCACCGCAACCCCUACCCACCAGUUUCUUCCUCCCAUGUGCCUUACCUCUACCCCCACGUACCGGAUUCGCGGGUCAAGAGCAAGAUGGUGGACGCUUGGGGCUGCUGAGGAAGAUGGUGGGGUCGAGGAUGCAAGUAAGGUGGAUGCAAAAGGGGUGGAUGCAAAAGGGGUGGAUGCAAAAGGGGUGGAUGCAAAAGGGGUGGAUGCAAAAGGGGUGGAUGCAGAAGGGGUGGAUGCAGAGGUUGGCACAUCGGAAGAAGGUGCGACACCUGGUAUUGCAGUAGGGCGUGCAAUAUCAGGCAUGGCAGCAGGGGCCAGUGAAUCACUUGCAACGGUACAAGUGACAGAAGGUGUUCAAAUAGCGGUGGCAGCAGGUGAUGUGACUGCGGGUGCGACAGCCAACCAAGAUCUGCUGCUCUCCCUUCUUCUGGUCUCCACUCUGCUGCUCUCACUUGUACUGCUCUAA